AGUGCGAAGCGUCACCUAUCACUGAACAAGCCCCCCCCCCACAGUCUUAAACGGUUAAUGAUUGGUUCUUUUAGCUGGCAGGCGGAGUUUCUCCACAUUAAACCUCCCGCGAGAUGUGGCAGUGAGGGCGAGAUGUUGUCUAGGAAUGGAUGUGAGUGCCUUUCAGGUGAUUUGUGCGCUGUUUUUAUCAGAGAAACGAAAGACGCGAAAGAAGAGACUGUGGCAGAAACACUGGAGACACGGAGAGCACGAGCUGUGUGUGCGGCAGAAAGAGAUCGAGGUUGAUGAAAACAGUUGGUUCAUGACGCCCGAGGAGUUUGAUGAUCUGCUGGAUCUGGUGAGUCCUCUCAUCACGAAACAGGACACAAAGAUGAGGCGCGCGAUCACUGCGCGAGAGCGUCUGUCUUUAACUCUGCGCUUUCUCAUCACAGGACACACGUUCAGAUCCCUCAGUCUCCAGUAUCCCGUCGGAGGCUCCACUGUGUCCAUCAUUGUGCUGGAGACAUGUGCUGCCCUGCAUCAGGUGAUGAAAGACAGCUUUCUGAAGACACCGGACACUGAGGACGACUGGCGCCGGAUUGCCAAGCGUUUCGAGGCGAGAUGGCAGUUUCCACAUUGUCUCGGUGCGCUGGAUGCCAAGCACAUUCACAUCCAGGCGUCUGCCAAAAACGCUUGUCCGUCUCAAAACUUCAUCAUGAUGUUGGCCGCCGUGGAUGCAGACUUGAAGUUUAUUUAUGCAGAUGUGGGCAGUCGGGCCAGCGAGUCUGACGCCGGAGUGUUUGUUCAGUCAGAUCUGUGUAGAGCCAUGGACCAGAACCUUCUUCACCUCCCUCCUGCAGAGCCCUUGCCUGAAGCCAAUAAAGCGAUGUCUUAUGUGUUCGUGGGGGAUCUUACGUAUCCACUGAGAUGUGAUCUAAUGAGACCGUAUCCACAGAAGGACAUGGAUCACGGCCGGAGGGUUUUUAACUACCGCGUCUCUCGGGCACGGAGCGUGGCGGAGAACGCUUUUGGCAUCCUUGCCAACAGAUUCCGUGUGUUCAGAUCCAACAUCUGUCUAGAACCAGAGAAGGUGGUCAAGAUCACCAUGGCGGCACUUUGCGUGCACAAUUUUCUCCUGGAGCGCCGGUCGGACACGUACACGCCGGCAGAAUUUACAGACUGGGAAGAUGGCGACAGCACGGUGGUCAAGGGAGCCUGGCGUAGAUACGGGACGGGAGUCUUCAAGCCGCUGAACAGCGGGAACAUCCGGAAUCCCUGUUUCAGCGCUAAAGAACAAAGAAAUGUGCUGAGGAAUUAUUUUACUUCACCUGCGGGACGGCUUGACCGACAGGAGGAUCUCAACACCCAAACGGCAAAAGACUUUUGAACAUUAAUGUGUUUAUAUCGUUUGUGAUGACUGGAGCACAUUUGCAUUUGUUAUAGUUUGUCGAGGAGCUCUGACUUCAGUUAGGACGCUAUCAACCGCUUCAACUCGAUCAAUUUUGUGUUUUAUUUUCUCUGGCAAACAAUAUUUCUCUUGUAAAUAAAAAUGUACAUUUAUAAGUUUCACAUUUUACUGAGAUAUUGGACAGUUACACAACUUGUGCACAUUAAAAAAUCUUUGUGUUUUGAAAGAUGGAAGUUUCUUCAAAGAAUCUUUAUAAGAUUUGAAUAAAGAACAGAACUAUUAAGGUGCUGUAGAUGUGGUCACAGUUUACAUGUGUGGGUCAUUGACGUCUGAAUUUAGAAAGGCCGAUUUUUAAAUGCUAAAAUAUUUGUAUGGCAAUUAUUCAUAUAAACAUAAAGAAUGUUGUGUAAACAAAGUGCAGAUUCACAUUUCUAUUGUUGUGUUUUUCUAAAUGUGUUGUGAAGAAAGUCAUACAGGUUUGACAUCACAAGAGGAUGAGCAAAUGAUGAAAGCAAUCUGUCACUUUAACAUCGACAUGCUGCCACAUAGAAAUGACUGUUAGAAGAAUUUUUGCCUGUUUGAUUAUGAAGAUAAGUGUUUCGUGUUAGUGAAGGUGUAAGGAUUAGUACUUGAAUACAUGUUCUGACAGUUUUUUUUCACUGUUGUUAAAUUCCAGGGCGACAAGAAAACGGAAGUUCUUCUUCUUGUUCUUCUUGUUUGUUGUAAGAUGGAUGUUAUGAAACACUGCUUUGUGAAAAGGUGGAAGUUAAGUUACAUCAUUAUGAAAAAGGCGUAUAAUCCUACAUGUUUCUUUUAUGCUGGUAGCAGCACAUUCAACGGAUGAACCACAGCAGACGUGUGAUGAAUGAUGACUGUAAUCACACUGAUACUGACUGUCUGGCCAUAUGAACAUCAAUCUAUAUUUUGUCUUUA
Triplophysa dalaica is the source of this 2320-nucleotide messenger RNA. RefSeq lists its product as uncharacterized. The record is from RefSeq and is a predicted model, not a curated record. The transcript has 4 exons. Bases 146 to 1366 code for a protein of 406 amino acids. Lineage: Eukaryota; Metazoa; Chordata; Actinopteri; Cypriniformes; Nemacheilidae.